CACACUGGGAACAUGUGGAUUACAACCAAGGCAGGCAUACUUGAGAGUUAUCGUUGUAUAGACUUGCGUGGAAUGAAUGUGCACCUUGUCAACUCUGUUCAUAACUGCGCCAUAAAUUGUUAAAGCAGGCAGUCAUAAUCCACAUUGGAGCAAACACAUCAAAAUCUCAUCAGACAUCACGACCUCAUCGACCCCAUCCAGUGCUACGAUUUGGCCUUUCGCCAACCACGCAGCAGCCAGAUAUACACUAACUCGGAUCAUCAAGUCAAUACCCGUUAUUUCAUCACCAGCCCGCGCAGCAAUCACAAAUUCGCCGCGCCUUCACCAUGACGUCCCAACCCCAUUCCCCUCAAAUCACGGCCAUCACGGAUCUGCCCGUCUCCCAAGCCAAAUGGGCUACCCUCAAGAAAAUUGACUACGUGGACCAAUCCGGUACAUCGCGCUCAUGGGAGAUGGCAGCGCGCAAGACACGCGGCAAGGCGGGCGUCGACGCCGUCGCCAUCGGCAACAUCAUCCUGCACCCCUCCAGACCGCCCUGCACCGUGCUGGUGAUCCAGUACCGCCCGCCUCUCGAUGCCUACACGGUUGAGUGGCCGGCUGGUCUCAUUGAUGCAGAUGAGACCCCCGAUCAGGCUGCAAUACGGGAGUUAAAGGAGGAAACGGGCUACGAGACGGCUAAGGUGCUCGACGUGAGCCCCACCGUGGCCGCAGACCCGGGGUUAACCAAUGCCAACAUGCAAUUGGUCAUGGUGGAGGUACACCUGAAGGAAGGAGAUGCCCCGCCAGAGCAGAGAUUGGACGAUGGAGAAAACAUUGAGAGGGUGGUGGUACCGCUCGCCGACAUGUAUGCCAAACUGAUUGAGUACUUGAAGAAGGAACGCUACGUGGUCGCUGCCAAGCUGUGGCAUUGGGCUGCAGGUUUGGAGUUUGCGAGAACGCAGAAGUACAUAUGAGGAGAUACAAAGAAUGCUACUGGAUA
Messenger RNA from Pseudomassariella vexata, 979 nucleotides. Its product is annotated as ADP-ribose pyrophosphatase. Gene Ontology annotation, biological process: nucleoside phosphate metabolic process; ribose phosphate metabolic process. Gene Ontology annotation, molecular function: ADP-ribose diphosphatase activity. The coding region runs from base 327 to 953 and encodes 208 amino acids. The transcript has a single exon. Lineage: Eukaryota; Fungi; Ascomycota; Sordariomycetes; Amphisphaeriales; Pseudomassariaceae. Gene Ontology annotation, cellular component: nucleus. The record is from RefSeq and is a predicted model, not a curated record.